GGAGCAGGAUUGCACCUGCGGGACUCCAGCUCUGCAGGAGAGGGAGGGACGGACGGAGCUGCUCCUCACCGCUCUCGCCUCGCUUUGAGCUUCCCAUUGCUCUGCCUGUGUGGAGGCCUGAGGCAUGGGGACCAGGGAAUGGACGCUUUCCACCUUCAUGGGAUGCUGCAUAUGGAUUCUGCAUGGGCUUGGGGCUGCUGCUGCCACCAUCCCUGUCACCACCGAGGGGCUGUUUGCUGUGGGAACAGCUUCUCCCACCACGCUGGAGAGCGAGAGGCCCCGUGCCCUGGUGAUGGGCACUGCGGAGACAAACACUGUGGCAGCCAAUGCUGAGGUAGCCGAUAGCACCCUCGUGGAGAAUCUGUCGAGCCCGUCCUCCCCUCCUGGGCCUGAGCCGGAUGCUUUGGUGACAGCGGCGAGCGACUAUGGCUCUACAGUACCAGCUUUGACGAAUGUGACCAAGCCUCUUAACACAUCUCAGGAUAUUGAGAGGGGUUCGGCUGCUCCCACUGCCGCCACAACCACUGCCGCCAUCUCUGCACAGCACCCCGCUGUCACCCCAGAAGCAGAGCUUGAUGUAACGGGGGCUGCUCCCGAUGCCCCCCUGGGGACCACCCCUCUCUUUGCAGAUGUGAAGGAGGACAUCCUCGCAGCUCUGACCAGAGAAGGAGCAGAUCUAGACCCCACCGCCAGCGCUGUGUCCCUCCCCACCACCCCUCCGCUGGCAGCUGCCUGGGGGGCACAGCCAACUGCUGGCAGCCCCGUGGGCGCUGGUGUCACUGUGCUGCCGAGCCAAGGGCUGACCACAGCCACAGGAGCAGUUGAGGAAGGCAUAACCCUACCUGUGGAUACCCAAAGCGAAGCCGGUGCCAACUCCUCGAGCCCCAGCCCCGGCACCGGGGGGCUGCUUACAACCCAGCAGGAUGGGGCGGUGAGCAGGGCCGUGGGCAUCACCCCAGAGCCGGUGGGAGAAAAGGCCCCCGCUGGCGAGGAAAGUCCCUCCGCUUUGGUGCAUGGAGACACGGGAGAUGCAGUAAAUGGUGAAUUCAGCACGGUUGGCUCGUCCAGCCUGCCUCUGGAGAGCCCAACAGUGUCAGGAACAGUGGGAAACCCAGGGGAGCCCUCCCUCCUCCAUGGCCAGGCAGUGCUGAGCCCAGCCACUUUGCUGCUGCCGGCCGGUGGUGGGGAUGGGGAUGGGCAGAGAGCUCCUGGGGUGUUAUCAGAGGGUCCUGGUUCAGCCCUGUCACCUGCAGCCAGCGAGGCACCCAUGGCACCCAAGGUGGCAGGGGACACGGCCACCACACCGCUGGUUCCCACUGAUACACAGAGUGACACGAAUCCCGCACUCCCAGCCACUGCGCUGCCCACAGGGGACGUGGGGGCUGUGGGACUGGCCAGACCAUCCCUGCAGCCUGCCCCAUGGCAGACCGCCAUUGGAGAACAGCCACCGCUGCUUGCUGCUGCUCUGCCAUCUCCCACGGACACCCCCAGCGCUCCCGGGGCUGCUUACCCACCCCCAGGGACUGGGGCCAGCACCCUGCCUGCACCUGAUGGUGGGGCAGAGAUACCAGCAAGCCCCAACCUCGCUGCUGCCCCAGGAGCACCCGUGUCUCCAUCUCUUGGGGAGUCACAGCCAUGGGGGAUGGCAGCUGGUGCUCCCCAGGGAGCCGAUGGACCUGGCGCUGGCUUGAGUUCAGCUUCAGAUGCCCCCAUCCCAGCAUCUUUUGUACCUGAUGGACUUGCAUGGCCCACUGCUGGGGUCCAGGGUCAGGGAGCCGAGGGCGCAGGGGGCACGGCACAGGCAGGAGCUCCAGGGGAUGGCAAUCCCUCUGCAGAUACCCAGAGUGACAUGAGUCCUUCAGACUUCAGCACUCAGCAGGAUCCUGCUAACGCUGGAUUGCUGCCGGCAGGAGCAACAGGAGCUUUAUCAAAUGCUGAACUGUCCCCUCCAUCAGCUCUCGGGGACGGAGCAGGAACAGGAGCAGUGCCGGCACUGGGACAAGUGUCCCCACCUGGUCCCGCACCUCCCAGCGGUGCUGGGCUGGAGCCCGGUCUCUCAGGGGCACAAGGACCAGGGGACCUGCCCGGUGAAUCCACCAGCACUCCUGGGGCUGUGGCCGGCCCCAUGUCUGGGGCAGAGACAGCAGCAAGCCUCAACCCUGGUGCUGCUGAGGAAGCACCCAUGUCACCAUCCUUCGGGGGGUCACAGCCGUGGGGGACGGCAGCUGGUGGUCCCCAGGGAGCAGGUCUGCCUGGAGCCAACGAACCAGGCACCGGCUUGACUUCAGCAUGGGAUGUUUCCAGCUCAGCAACUUAUGGACCAGCAGAACCCCCAUCACCUGCCCUUGGGGUCCAGCUUGGCACAAACCUGGGGCUCCCGGCAGCAGAGGGGCACGGAGCUGGAACAGCGGAGCCGGUGCUGGGAGGAGCAGGCAGUGGGACCAGUUUUGAGCCAUCCCUUAGCUCCACUGCAGGCAGCGUGAUGGCAUCUGGGAUGGAUCAACUGCCUGGUGCAGGUUCCUUGUCCGGUCCUGCCUCUCCCAGUGAUGUGGUGGCAGCAUCCUCCAUUUCAGAGGGUGAUGGAGCAGGACCCAUGUCAGCUGCAGCCCCUGGCCCUGACAGCUUGUCCCUGGCCUCUCCAGACAGUGAAACUGGCCCAGCGCUUACUCUGGUGCAGGGGGCUGAGAGUGCAGGGGAUGUGGAACAGGCAGGAAACCCAGAGAGUGAAAGUCCCUACAUGCGGUCAAGUCCUUCAGAAUUCAGCACUCAGCAGGAACCUGCUAACAACGGAGAGCUGCCAGCAGGAGAAACAGGGGCUUUGGUGAAUGCUGACCUGUCCCCUCCAUCAGCUCUCGGGGACGGAGCAGGAACAGGAGCAGUGCCGGCACUGGGACAAGUGUCCCCACCUGGUCCCGCACCUCCCAGCGGUGCUGGGCUGGAGCCCAGUCUCUCAGGGGCACAAGGACCAGGGGACCUGCCCGGUGAAUCCACCAGCACUCCUGGGGCUGUGGCCGGCCCCAUGUCUGGGGCAGAGACAGCAGCAAGCCUCAACCCUGGUGCUGCUGAGGAAGCACCCAUGUCACCAUCCUUCGGGGGGUCACAGCCGUGGGGGACGGCAGCUGGUGGUCCCCAGGGAGCAGGUCUGCCUGGAGCCAACGAACCAGGCACCGGCUUGACUUCGGCAUGGGAUGUUUCCAGCUCAGCAACUUAUGGACCAGCAGAACCCCCAUCACCUGCCCUUGGGGUCCAGCUUGGCACAAACCUGGGGCUCCCGGCAGCAGAGGGGCACGGAGCUGGAACAGCGGAGCCGGUGCUGGGAGGAGCAGGCAGUGGGACCAGUUUUGAGCCAUCCCUUAGCUCCACUGCAGGCAGCGUGAUGGCAUCUGGGAUGGAUCAACUGCCUGGUGCAGGUUCCUUGUCCAGUCCUGCCUCUCCCAGUGAUGUGGUGGCAGCAUCCUCCAUUUCAGAUCCAGCCAGCCCAAGUGCCCUUGGAGGAGCAGGUGGUGCUCCUGGAGCUCUGCAGCCUUCCCUGGGUGCUGGGCCUGGGGUCCCUCCUGCUGCAGGAGAAGGGGCAGGUGAAGCAGCUGGUGAUGGGGGGUCCCCAGAGCAGUCCCAGGCCACUGCCAGAGAGGAACCAGUUGGUUCAGGAGCCCAUGCUGGACAAAUGGGAGCUGUUCUGCAGACUGCAUCUGCUUCCCCAUCUACGGAGGGGUCUUCAUCACCUGGGACAGCUGGCAAGACUGCUAACGGAGCAAGCCUUCAAGGAGCUGGUGCAGCUGGCAGUGGCUUGAGCACAGGCUUGGAGCCUGCUGGCCCUAAGGAACCCGCUGUGUCUGCCCCCAGCAUCCAGAGUGGUGCCAAUCUUGGACUUUCUGAUGCAAAACUGAGCCAAGUCAAUGUGGUGGAGCUGCCUGGAGGAGCCUUGGUGAACAGGGGAGCUUCCCUUGGUGCCAGCCUGGGAGAGGGCACAGGAGCCAUCAUACAGAUCGCGUCGGGAGCGCUGGCCCCGUCCGCCCUCACCUCCCUCCGGGAAAGGCAGCCCCUGGACCCCGUGGCUCCAGACAGCAGUGGCAUCUCUGACAGCAUGGCUGCCUCGCUGGCUGCUUCUCUGCUUCUUCCCGGGCACGGGCUGAGCUCGGGGCUGGCACCCAGCGGGGACCCCCGCUCUGCCCCCGGCAUCCAGAGCGGGAGCAGAGCCCUGGUGCCAGGGGCACAGGGUGGGCUGGCAGGAGAUGCUGGAGGUGCUCAGAUGUGGUCUCUUGAAGAUGAGGUGGCCUCAGGGAUGCCUGCACCUUUGGGAGAAGCAUCCCCCCGUGCCCUUGCAUCCCCCAACACUGCCCCGGCACUGCCUUCUGCUCCACAGAGACAAAACGUUGCAGCGGGGGUGUCUGCCAGCCCUGGGCUUUCCACUCCGCUUUCGGCACUUGCAGCUGUGCCCCUCUACGGGUAUGGAGCGAGGGAAAAUGAUCGGCAGUACGUGGAAAGGAGGGUGGAUUUUAAUUCUCCGCUUUUCAAGCCUGAGACUGGAUUCCCAUUUGGCAAAACCUUGCGCAACUCUCUCUAUUUUACAGACAAUGGACAAAUCAUUUUCCCAGCCUCAGACAACAGCAUCUUCACGUCCCCCAACCCUCCUCCCAGCGGCUUCAAUGGCCACGAGGAGGUUCCCAUGAUCGCUGUGUUUUGGGACAACGCCGACUUCUCCAGAGGUGUUGGCACCACCUUUUACCAGGAGUUCCUCACCCUUAACACGGCCAAGCCUCCAUUCGUGCGUGACGUGGAAGCGAAGGUUCGGCGGUACCUGAGGUCCUCCUACUCUGCAGCCUGGACCCUGAAGAUCACCUGGGAGAAGGCACCUGCCUACGCAGCACGGACUGACACUCGGAGGACGAUCACGUACCAGGCUGUCCUGACCACCGAUGGCUUCAGGUCCUACGUCCUGAUGCUGUACCAGGAGGGAGGCAUGCAGUGGGAUUACACCAGACUCACUGCCACCAACGUGCUCAUCGGCUACACCAGUGGGGAUGGCUUUUACCGCAAUGAUGACCUGACUCAGAGACCUCCAGCUGCUAAAUAUCGCCCUGAUCAGUUCAGGGGAUACAACACAGACCUCCAUGGGCUGUGGAUUUACAAGCUGGAGAGCCGCGUGAGGGUCAACUACCGGCUGAAGUGCCUGGCGUGGACGGGGCAGCAGCAGGAGCCGCGGGUGUGGAGCCAGGGCCUGCCUGCCUGCCCCUGCUCCCUGCAGCAAGGGCAGCAGGACCCGCGCUUCAAGAGCAGCCGCGGAGGCUGGUGGGCUGCCCGCGUCUCCAUGCUGCACUCCGCAUCCCCCAACCAGCACGGUGCCGGCGUCCGCUGCCUGUACGACAGCCAGAGCCAGCUCAUCGAGGGGCGGCAGGAGAGGUACUGGAGAUCCUCCAGGCAGGCGUCCCCUUACCGUGACCAGGAGCUGAAGUUGUACGACUGGUGCUGUAACCAGGCGGGCAGUGCCCGCCUCUGCGCCCGCUACAGCGAGAAGAGACCGAAGAUUGGCUGUGAUGGAUACCAGCCACCCAGCAUGGGUGGGUUUGCAGCCUGUUCCUCGGAGGAGCAAGAGAGCGACUCAGAGGAGCAGAGAGAUGGAGAGGACAAGUAACUGGGGGGUUGCAAACCUGCAGCAUGGUCUGGGCCACGGCUGAUCCUCCGAGUCCUUUGCUCCUGCUCAUCUCCUGUGUCCGCCUGCUCCCACCAGCACCCAUCACCCCUACCCACCACACAGGGCAGCUCACUCGGCCAGUGCCUGCAGUUGCUUUCACUGGCACAAGUUCAUGUUUCUCAUCCAGACCAGUCCCAAGGAGUCAGUUGCUUUAGUUGCUCUUCCCCAAUUGCAGCUGAACAGGUGCCCGUGGGCACCUCCUUGCUGGUGGGGAGGUGGGCAGGUACCCCCCACCGUGUCCACCACCCCCUGUCCUCCCUGCAUCCCCUCUGUGCCUUCCACACUGCAGGGUGAGGUUGGCCCCCCAGCACCUGGGGAAUGGGUUUUUGCACCUUAUGUGGGUUGACUGCAGGUGAGCCUCUGAGUGCCGUGGUGCACCAGGCUCACCCUGUGAGCCAGUCCAGUCUUGUCCCCCACUUCUGUCCCCCAGCCAUCCCUCCCUGGGUGGUCCCCAGGCCCCGUGCCCAGGAGAAGGGGAGAUUCUCUGGAUCAAGCCAGAGUCUGCUUGAUGCCUCUGCUGGGUGUGUGAGGGCAAAAUUCAACCCCAUGAUCAGAAACAUUGGGAGAAAAAUAAUGGUUUUGUGCACAAGAGAGCAUCUGCCUUUCUUUGAGAAAAAAAAAAAAAAAUCCUUUUCACAUCUUAUUUGUUCAAUAAAGCCUCUGAGGGGUCUGAGCAUCACCAGUUCU
This is a messenger RNA of Aquila chrysaetos chrysaetos, 6379 nucleotides long. Its product is annotated as mucin-4-like. Gene Ontology annotation, biological process: cell-matrix adhesion. NCBI's taxonomy places the organism in Eukaryota, Metazoa, Chordata, Aves, Accipitriformes, Accipitridae. The record is from RefSeq and is a predicted model, not a curated record. The coding region runs from base 125 to 5632 and encodes 1835 amino acids. The transcript is spliced from 12 exons.